AUGGGUCGCAUGCACACGCCCGGGAAGGGCAUGUCCGGCUCCGCCUUGCCCUACAAGCGCUCGGCGCCGAGCUGGUUGAAGGUCACGCCGACGGAGGUGACGGAGAUGAUCACCAAGAUGGCGAAGAAGGGCAUGACGCCGUCGCAGAUCGGCGUGGCGCUGCGCGAUAACCACGGCAUCGCGCAGGUGAGCUCGGUGACGAACUCGAAGGUUUUGCGAAUCUUGCGGGGGCAAGGGCUCGCGCCGGGGAUUCCGGAAGAUCUUUAUUGUUUGAUCAAGAAGGCGGUGAGCGUGCGCAAGCACUUGGAGCGCAACCGUAAGGAUAUGGACUCCAAGUUCCGCUUGAUUCUCAUCGAAUCUCGCAUUCACCGCUUGGCGCGAUACUACAAGCUCGCCAAGAAGCUCGAGCCGUCGUUCAAGUACAACUCGGCGAGCGCCGCGACGCUCUUGACGACGUAA
Molecule: messenger RNA, 459 nt
Organism: Ostreococcus lucimarinus CCE9901
Lineage: Eukaryota; Viridiplantae; Chlorophyta; Mamiellophyceae; Mamiellales; Bathycoccaceae
Gene: RPS13
Product: Ribosomal protein S13, component of cytosolic 80S ribosome and 40S small subunit
Exons: 1
Coding region: 1-459 (152 amino acids)
Biological process (GO): translation
Cellular component (GO): cytosolic small ribosomal subunit; ribosome; nucleolus
Molecular function (GO): small ribosomal subunit rRNA binding; structural constituent of ribosome
Source: RefSeq, a predicted model, not a curated record